CAUGAAUGUAUUGUUAUUUGAAAGAAAAACAGCUGUUUUUAAGACUCCAGUAUAUAAUACUAUAUUAUUGACUCUGGCAAUUUAUUAUUCAAGAAAAUUAUCACCUCAUUCUGGUGGUUGUAUGAAUCCUACUAUUGCAAUUGGGAUGAAUCUAGCAGUUGCACAUGUAGAGAAUAGAACUGAUAUUUUGAGGAAUGAUUUAUGGUUAUUUAUUGCUGGACCUCUAAUUGGUUCAUUCAUAGUCUACAUAUUAUAUUAUUGCAUUAUAUAACCCAAUUCUAAAUUAUGCAAUAAAUACAAAAGUAUGGGGAUUUGA
This is a messenger RNA of Paramecium sonneborni, 316 nucleotides long. The record is from the annotation of a GenBank genome assembly. Lineage: Eukaryota; Ciliophora; Oligohymenophorea; Peniculida; Parameciidae.